UGUAUCCCAAGAAUACUAUCCGUUAAAUUUUGAAUACAUUUAAAUUAUAUAUAUAGAACACGCCGUUAAACAAGCUUUUGAGAAUUCACUUGAACAAUAAUUGAAUUUGUGCUUAUUUUCAUCGUAUUUUGUAUUAAUACUGUGCAUUAUAAAGUGAAUAAUAAUGGCUGAUAACAUUUACUACUCGAAUAAAUAUUACGACGAUACUUAUGAGUACAGGCAUGUGGCGUUACCAAAAGAAUUAGUGAAACUGGUGCCAAGGGGUCACUUAUUAAGUGAAAAAGAAUGGAGAAACAUUGGGGUACAACAAAGUCAGGGUUGGGUACAUUAUAUGACUCACGAUCCAGAACCUCAUAUUCUUCUAUUCAAAAGGAAAAUCACAUCUCCGCCACCUGAGAAAUAAUAUGUAUUUAAAGGAUGAUUUUCUCUCGCCAAGUGACGUUUUAAGUUAAGAUAUUAAUCUUAGAAGAACUCAGCUAAAAAUGGUAAUGUACAAAUAAUUAUUAUUAUUAUUACUUUUCUAUUGACUACUAGCACAAUCAGCUAAAACUGCUAAACAAUAAUUUAAUAAAAUGAAAUUGAGAAAAUUGAUUUUUUGUUUUAAAUAAGUAAAAUUAAAAAUAUUGUUUAGAUUCUGACAAUAUAGAAAAUUAAAAAAAGAUAUAAACAAAUAUGUUCAUAAAUAACGUAAGAACAAUUUGUUAGCUGAGUUCUUUUAACGUCUUAUUUCGACAUGUCAUUUAUAGCAUGUGAACUGAGAGUCUGUAAAUAUGUUAAUAGAUAAUUUUUGGAUUGUAAUAACACUCGAAGGAUAAUUAUGAAAAAUUUAUGUAGGAAAAAAAUUAUGAAAAAGAAAAACAGACAAAAACUUAACUACGAAUAUUUUUGUGGCAGACCUUCAAGGUUUCAGUAUUAAACGAUUUUUUUUCUACUAUAUAUAAAAAGUCUGUUAUAUUUUUUUUUCUCGUCAAAAAGUCGUGUAAAACAUGAUCGGUUGCAAUUAUCAAUAUUGCACUCGACACGAGGCGUUUAUGCCUAAUUCGAAGAUCUAUAAAUAAUUAUUAUUAAAAAAAAUGGAAAAAAAUACAAAAAUCUAUUUAAUACUAUCAUCGAAAAUAUUAUUAAGUUUCACUAGGUCUGCGUCUACCUAUACUUUUUUCAAUUCUUUAAAAUCAGUUCCACUAACAUAUAAGACUCUUUAUAAAAAAAAAUGGAAAGGAAAGAAAAAAACUUAAAUUAUUUUCUAAGCAUCGAAUGUCCAGUAAUCAGAGUUCAUCUCAUCAAAUUGAAAUGAUUUCUGUUGUUUCUACCUAAAAUGAUGAUAUGUAUUUUAAAAAGCAUCGUAAAAUAAAAUAUAUUCGUUUUUAUAA
Molecule: messenger RNA, 1370 nt
Organism: Leptopilina heterotoma
Lineage: Eukaryota; Metazoa; Arthropoda; Insecta; Hymenoptera; Figitidae
Gene: Cks30A
Product: cyclin-dependent kinases regulatory subunit-like
Exons: 3
Coding region: 164-403 (79 amino acids)
Biological process (GO): regulation of mitotic cell cycle
Cellular component (GO): cyclin-dependent protein kinase holoenzyme complex; SCF ubiquitin ligase complex
Molecular function (GO): protein kinase binding; histone binding; cyclin-dependent protein serine/threonine kinase activator activity
Source: RefSeq, a predicted model, not a curated record